Leptonychotes weddellii (Weddell seal) is the source of this 3327-nucleotide messenger RNA. The record is from RefSeq and is a predicted model, not a curated record. Lineage: Eukaryota; Metazoa; Chordata; Mammalia; Carnivora; Phocidae.
AUGCAUGCCAACGCUGCCUGCCUACCCCCACCACUGCCGGCACCGCCUGCCUACCGCUGCCACCUGCCAAUCGCUACAGCUGCCGCCUGCCUAAUGCUGCUGUCUGCCGCCUGCCUGCCCCCACCGCCUGCCUGCUGCCGCUUCCUGCUGCCGCCGCCUGCUAUGUCCUUGCUCCACCCGCGGCCCUUGCCUGCCGUGGCCUGGCUGCCAGCCGCUGCUUACUGCAGCCUGCACCUGCUACCUCCUACCUGCCGCCACCUGCCGCCACCGCCUGCCUACCGCUGCCGCCUGCAGCCUGCUGCCCCCACUGCCUGCACCGGCUGUGGCCUGCCUCCUCCUGCCACCUUCCCCCGCCGCCUGCCUCCGCCGUCUGCCGCCGCUUCCUGCCAGCAACCGCCUGACACCGCUGCCGCCGCUUCCUGUUGCCGCUUGCCUGCCGCUUGCCCGGGCUUGCCUGCCUGCCUGCCGCCCCAGCUGCCUGCGUCCCACCACUUCCUGCCGCCGCCGCCUGCUACCUCCUUGCACCGCCCGCCUCCCUUGCCUGCGGGGGCCUGCCUGCCAGCCACUGUUUACCACAGCCUGCCCACGCUGCCGCCUGCUGCCACUGCCGCCUGCCCCGCCGCCCGCCUUCGCUUCCUGCCGCCACUUCCUGACACCCUCAAGAUGCUUCUCUUUGGGAUUGUGAUGGACCCCUUUGCGGAGCUCACCAUCACAUUAACCCUCGCAGUCUUCAUGGCCAUGGAGCAGCACGGCAUGAGCGCUGCCCUCAGAGCCAUGGUCCACAUAGGCAACAUUUGGGUCCUGAUCUCCCUGCAGAUGGCUAAGCUUACUCCCGGUCAAAAGCUGAUCAUUCUCACUUACUUGUCAAGACUGGAGAUGAAAGGUGAUGAGAAGAACAGCCAGGACAUGACAGUCUCUGUUUCUCUGCAGCUGUGGGUCUUCAAGCUAGCCAAGUCCUGGCCAACCUUAAACACGCUCAUCAAGAUCAUCGGGAACUCGGUGGGAGCGCUGGGGAACCUCACCAUCAUCCUGGCCAUCAUUGUCUUUGUCUUCGCUCUGGUGGGCAAGCAGAUACUUGGGGAUAAUUACUGGGACAACCGGCAUAAUAUCUCCGCGCCCAAUGAAGAAUGGCCACGCUGGCACAUGCACGACUUCUUCCACUCCUUCCUCAUCAUCUUCCGGAUCCUGUGUGGAGAGUGGAUCGAGAACAUGUGGGCCUGCAUGGAAGUUGGCCAGAAAUCCAUAUGCCUCAUCCUUUUCUUGACAGUGAUGCUGCUGGGGGACCUGGUGGUGCUCAACCUGUUCCUCACCUUGCUGCUGAACUCCUUCAGUGCCGACAACCUUGUAGCUCCAAAUGAAGACAGGGAGGUGAACAACCUGCAGGUCGCCCUGGCAUGGAUCCAGAUUGGCCAUCAUACCAGAAAGGCCAUUUGCAGCUUCUUCACCAGGCCUUGCCUGCUGCCCUGGCCCAAGACAGAGCCCCAGCUGAUGGUGAAACUCCCCCUCUCCAGCUCCAAAGCUGAGAACCACAUUGCUGCUGAUACAGCUGUGGGGAGCCCCAGAGGGCUUCCAGUGUCCAGAGGCCCCAGGGAUGACCACAAUGACGUCAUCACCAAUGCUAACAUAUGGGUCUCUCUGUCCAUUGCCGAAGGCAAAUCUGACCCCAAUGAACUGGAGGAGGAUGGUGAGGAGGAUGCUCGGAGCUCCCAGCAGGAAGUGAUCCCUCAAGGGCCGGUGAGAGUCCUCACAUGGGACAGGCUCAGGGCUGGACACCUGGCAGCCAGGAGCCCAGGCUCUGGAAUGUCCUCUGAGGACCUGGCUUCCCACGUGGGUGAGAAGUGGAAAGAUGAGGCUGCUGCCCAGGCCCCUAGCAAGUACCAGGGCUUUGUCUUUGACAUUGUGAUCAGGCAAGCUUUUGACAUUAUCAUCAUGGUCGUCAUCUGCCUCAACAUGAUCACCAUGAUGGUGGAGACUGAUGAGCAGUGUGAAGACAAAAUCCUUAACAAAAUCAGUCAGUUCUUUGUGGCUGUCUUCACGGGUGAGUAUGUCAUGAAGUUGUUCGCCUUGCGGCAUCACUACUUCACCAACGGCCGGAAUGUGUUUGACUUCAUUGUCGUGGUCCUCUCCAUUUGGAUUCUUACAUCACUUGAAAAUUACUUCUCCCCAACACUCUUCUGAGUCACCCACCAGGCCUGAAUUGGUUGCAUCCUCAGGCUGAUACAAGCAGCCAAGGGAAUCCACACACUGCUCUUUGCCCUCACGAUGCCCCUGCCUGUCCUCUUCAACAUAGGGCUGCUAUUCUUCCUUGUCAUGUUCAUCUACUCCAUCUUCGGCAUUGCCAGCUUCCCCCAUGUAAGCGGGGAGGCUGGCAUCGAUGACAUGUUCAACUUCCAGACCUUCGCCAACAGCAUGCUGUGCCUCUUCCAGAUCACCACACAAGCUGGCUGGGAUGGUCUCCUCAGCCUUAUCUUCAACACAGGACCCCCUUUCUGUGACCCCAAUCUGCCCAACAGCAAUGGCUCCUGGGGGAACUGUGGGAACCCAGCGAUGGGCAUCCUCUUCUUCGCCAUGUACAUCAUCAUCUCCUUCCUCAUCGUGGUCAACAUGUACACUGCUGUGAUUCUGGAGAACUUCAAUGUGGCCACGCAAGAGAGCAGUGAACCUUUGAGUGAGGAUGACUUUGACAUGUUCUAUGAGACCCGGGAGAAGUUCGACCCAGAGGCCCCUCAGUUUAUUACCUUUUGCCUCUCAGCCUUUGCAGACACCCUUUCAGGCCCCCUGCGAAUCCCAAAACCCAAUCGGAAUCUAUUAAUCCAGAUAGACCUACCCUUGGUCCCUGGAGAUAAGAUUCACUGUUUGGACAUUCUUUUUGCCUUCACUAAGAAUGUUCUGGGAGAAUCUGGGGAGUUGGAUUCUCUGAAGGCAAAUAUUGAAGAGACGUUUAUGGCAAAUAAUGUUUCAAAAACAUCUUAUGAACCAACAGCAACCAUCCUCUGGUGGAAGCAGGAAGACAUUUCAGCUACUGUCAUUCAAAAGGCCUAUCGGAGCUAUGUGUUACACCACUCCAUGACAAUCUCCAACCCCCCAGGUGUGCCCAGGGCUGAGGAGGAGGCUGUGUCACCCCCAGGUGCAGCCUUUGUUGUAUUCAUGGCAAAUGAAAAUUGCACACUCCCAGACAAAUCUGAAACUGCAUCUACCACAUCUUUCCCACCAUCCUACGACAGUGUCACUAGAGGCCUUAGUGAUCGAGUCAACAUGAGCACAUCCAGCUCAAUGCAGAAUGAAGAUGAAGCUACCAGUAAGAAAGCAACUGUCCCUGGGCCCUAG